Zychaea mexicana is the source of this 414-nucleotide messenger RNA. RefSeq lists its product as uncharacterized. NCBI's taxonomy places the organism in Eukaryota, Fungi, Mucoromycota, Mucoromycetes, Mucorales, Lichtheimiaceae. The annotation marks the transcript as partial. The record is from RefSeq and is a predicted model, not a curated record. The transcript has a single exon.
GUCUUCGUGUGUCUAGAUCCAAGAAUUAGUGUGGCGAUUCCUAUAGUCGGGACCGCCGACUUCCUCGGCCUGCUGAGUGCCCGAUUAAUCGAGUCAUCUUUGUCACAGAGGGAUUUUCUGCCUAACAAGUUCCGCGAAAUAGUGGAGCAUAGAGUGGCCGACCUCGACAUUCGCCUGAAGGAUACCAAGCUGCUGAUUAUGAACGGACAAAAGGAUAAGGUCGUGCCAGCAGCUUUCAACGUUGGUUUCGUAGAAAAAUUGCGCACUAGCCACACAGGCAAACAAGGACACGAUUGGGACUUUAUUGUGGUCCCCGACGUCGGGCAUCAGUGGUGCCCAACCAUGAUCGAUCAAAGUCGCAAAUGGUGCCAAAAGUGGAUGCUUAUGAAAUCCGAACCAGCAGCACGCCUAUAA